AGGCUGGUUUCGAGCUCACAAAGAUACGCCUGCCUCUGCCUCUCAAGUGCUGGGAUUAAAGGCGUGCACCACCAACGUCCGGGGCCACACACACAAGUCUAAGCAACAGGUCUGGGAUCUACAAAACCGAGAUUAUCGAAAAGCAUUUCCUUAUUCCUGGGCGGAUCUCAGAAAAGGGCCCCUGGCCUGCCUAUCCACCGAGGUUCAAGGGCUCCAGAUUGGACCAGGGUCUGGGCCCAAAGGUGGAAGGCCCAUGCGUUUGUGUACCGUCCACGGGGGCAAGCAAGGACCUCCCGGCUCCCGCGCAGAGAUCUCUCCCGAGAAAACAGAGUAGUUGUGUGAGUGUCGAGGGAGUCGGAACUGUACGAAGGUCAUCUAGGUCGCAAGGGUCUGCUAGGCGUUAUGCCAAGACCAGCCCUGCCAAAUUGUGGUCCUCAGGCUCCGGGUUCAGAGCGCAGAGGCGGAAGUGAGGGGCAGACAUUGAGGUGCGGAGCGUGUCCACUGAUCUUCACCCAUAGGGACUGGUCGGUGCCGGUCGUAGUCCAAUAAGAACGCUAUAGGGGAGGGUGUAAAUGCGUGUCCUCCAAUCAACUGGGCGUAUACCUCUACCAUUGGCGGGCAGUUCUGCCCUUGGGUCAGAGCACACUUGCCCAAUUGGCGGCUACCAAGGGGGGCGUGGCACGGCGCGGUACUGAGGCAGGUAGCUGAGAGAGUCUGUCUGAGCGAGCCGCAGCCUGUGCAGUCCCGUCGGCGGCUGCGUCCGCAGCAUGGCCGGCCUAGGGCGGCCGGGCCCGGGGCCGCGCACCGCGAUGCCUGCCUGGAAGCGGGAGAUCCUUGAGCGGAGGCGAGCUAAACUGGCCGCCCUGAGCGGAGGCCCGGGACAAGGAGCGGCGCCGGAGGGGCAGGACGAGAAGCUGGUGCUGGCCGAGAGUCUGGGUCCGCUAAGCGAGAACCCGUUCAUGCGACUUGAAUCCGAGCGGCGGCGCGGGGCACAAGCGCCAAUGACUCCUUCGAAAUAAGGCCGGCCCCCAAGCCAGACGUGGAAAGUAUCCCAAUCGGGGACCUUCAGGCCAGGGCUCUGGCCAACCUCCGUGUUAACUCCCGCAAUUCCUUCAUGUUGAUCCCCAAGCGCAAAGCCCCUUCGGAGGCAGAGGGGAGGCAGUCAGAAGAGCCAAACGGGGAGGUAGGCUGGGCCUCUCGGAGCCAGGGGCUCAGAGCCCAGCUGGUGUCUACAGUGGAUGGUGCCCCUGCCCCAGAGGGGAGUCCCUUGGCUGCUGAGAUGCAGUGGGCAGCUAGGGAGGGGGGCUGCCCCAGGCCAGCCACUGCUGUCACAGACAGGUCUGUUAGGUGGCAGAGGCCAUCCUCACCACCUCCAUUUCUAUCAACCACUGUUGAAGCUGAGCCAGCUGAGGGCUUGGGGCUUUCUGGCUUGGCCAAGAAUGGCCAGGAGCCUGGGAGGUCAGGACUUCCAGUCACCUUCAUUGAUGAAGUAGACUCAGAAGAGGAGGCCUCCCAAGAAACCAAACUGCCGUCCUCAGCAGUUGGUUUACCUUCCCAGUAUCACCUGGACCUUGCCAGGCCAAGGCACACCUCAGAGCUCCCAAAUCGAGGGAGCAAUACUUUCAUAGUGGUGCCCAAGAGGAAGCCAGAGACCCUUCAGGUGCCACACUUCAGUCAGGCCAAUGGGCAGUCCCAGCAACAGGAGGCUGAGGAACAGGAUGCUGAUAGUCUCUCAGGACCUCACACUGCUCUGGAGAACACCCUUAAGAAACGCUACCCCACUGUGCAUGAGAUUGAAGUGAUUGGUGGUUACCUGGCCCUGCAGAAGUCCUGCCUCAUCAAGGCUGGCUCCUCAAGAAAGAAGAUGAAGAUCUCCUUCAAUGACAACAGCCUGUAUACAACAUUUGAGUACCCUUCUGAGAGCUCCCUGGAACAGGAAGAGGCGGAGGACGAAGAGGAAGGAGAAAAGGAUGGUGAAGGGGAGGAAGUUGAUUCAGAGAAGCCUUUCUCCGUCUUCCUGCCCCGGGCCACAUUUGUAAGCAGUGUGGGACCUGAGAUCCCCCGACUACCAGAUGGCAGCUCAGGCCUGUCCAGCUAUACUCCCAAGCAUUCCAUGGCUUUCAGCAAGUGGCAGGAGCAGACGGUGGUGCAGGCUCCAAGUGAGGUGGAACUCCCACCGAAGGAAGUCAUGCUGACACCUGCCAGUCAGAAUGAUCUCUCGGACUUCCGCAGCGAACCAGCUCUCUAUUUCUGACCCCUGGAGCUGCCAGGAUGGCCAAGACAGCCCCAGGUGUGGUGGCUCUGGAAGCCAGUCAAUGCCCAGGAGCCCUGACUAUUAUUCUGUGCCCUUCCAUCUGCUCUUUCUGCUUUCCUCUCUCCCUGUUGGUUCCUGCUUUAGAGCUAGGUCUGAAUCUCAUUUCUGUUUUGGGGCUCCAAGGAAUAACAGAUGGGAGCAGGCUGACAUCUGCCUUUAUAUCGUCCCAUCUGUGAGGAGGUUGGGGCCUGAACAGAUCUUGUCCCAGGGUGCUAUCUGUCCUGCCUCUCAACUCCUACCUUUUGGGGAGUGCCCACUGUCAGGAGUGAGAGGCUGUCCUAUUUGCUCUUUGCUGAACCCCAAGCUCUUGCCCUCAGCCCAUGAUUCUAUGGUAGAACUCAGCUACCCUUAAUGAUGGAUGGCAGGGUAUUUUUUCCCGAUAUUGGACUCAAUAAACAGCACUGUAACAAGG
This is a messenger RNA of Cricetulus griseus (Chinese hamster), 2726 nucleotides long. NCBI's taxonomy places the organism in Eukaryota, Metazoa, Chordata, Mammalia, Rodentia, Cricetidae. The record is from RefSeq and is a predicted model, not a curated record.